CUGUAUUCGAGGCUCAGUCACAUGGAUAUUGAACGAACAGAUUUUGCAUCUCAUUCGUUUUGGGAAGCCAAUGGCAGUGAAUGCUGAUACGUUGUCCGAUAUACAGGUUUUAAGAUAAACAAUAUACAAUGGCAAACAAGAGUAACGAGAGAGCAGCUGUUGUCACUGAGAACCAAAGUCGCCAUUCUGCAAGCAAGUCCUUGGACAGAGAUGACCUAGUCUACAAUAUGAGUCAUAAAGAACGAGGUCAUGCCCUUAUCUUCGCCUAUGAAGAGUUUUGUGCUUAUGGGCCAGGGAGGCGGGACUAUGCUAGGCAUGACGUUGACAUCUGCACGGAGGCUUUCAGGAAACUGAAAUUUGAAGUUCGCACUUACUGGAAUCUGAAGAGAGACAUGCUGCUUCGAGAAAUUAUGAAAGAGAGCAGAGGAGACCACAGGAACCGCGACUGCUUGGUAGUGGUUCUUAUGACUCACGGGGGAACAAAUGGGAAAGGCGAGGAAGUCGUGUGGACUUACGAUUUUGAAAUCAGGACAUCGGAACUGUGGAAAAACUUCAAGCGAGAAAAGUGUCCAUCCUUGGCAGGGAAGCCGAAAUUGUUCUUCAUCCAGGCUUGUAGGGGAGAAAACGUUGACAAAGGCGUCCGCUUACGUCCAGUGGGGUUUCGAGUACAGAGUGACGACUUCUCCCAGGAGGACGAACAUACCAGCGUUUUAGACGCGGAUAUGCUCAUAAUGUGGGCUUCAUACCCAGGGAUGUACGCCUUCGUGUCUCCCUUCAAUUAUAAUGGGAGUGUUUUCCUGCACUUCCUCUCCAAAGUCCUGAUCGAGGACGGCGACCACCAGGACCUCGCCGCCAUGCUCCUUCGGGUGACCAGAGAAGUCGCCGUUAGUUAUGAAUCUUGCGUCCCGGAUAGAGAUAAACUUAAUAAGAAAAAACAGAUACCUUAUACAGUGUCCACGCUCAUGCGCAGGGUGUUUUUCUUUUGUCCAAAAUGGAAGUGAGAUUACAGAUCAUUCAAAAAUUCAUAUUCUGUUGUGUAUUUAAAAUAUAUUUAGUUAAUAUGAUUCACCAUUUCCAGGAUAAAUAGCAAAUCGCUUUUUCACAUGAGCUGCAUUUGUGUACUGGCUAACGGAUGAUAAGAUGCCUCUUAUCAUAUCACUUCAGAUACAGGUAACAUUAAACUGAAUAUCGGCAAUA
Messenger RNA from Penaeus vannamei (Pacific white shrimp), 1197 nucleotides. RefSeq lists its product as uncharacterized. Gene Ontology annotation, molecular function: cysteine-type endopeptidase activity. The record is from RefSeq and is a predicted model, not a curated record. Lineage: Eukaryota; Metazoa; Arthropoda; Malacostraca; Decapoda; Penaeidae. Gene Ontology annotation, biological process: proteolysis.